Messenger RNA from Aspergillus niger, 1407 nucleotides. RefSeq lists its product as uncharacterized. Gene Ontology annotation, cellular component: tRNA (m1A) methyltransferase complex; nucleus. The transcript has 4 exons. Bases 1 to 1407 code for a protein of 468 amino acids. Gene Ontology annotation, biological process: tRNA methylation. The record is from RefSeq and is a predicted model, not a curated record. NCBI's taxonomy places the organism in Eukaryota, Fungi, Ascomycota, Eurotiomycetes, Eurotiales, Aspergillaceae.
AUGCAUUCCUACGUGCGACCAAAUCAAUUCGUCGCCUUCAAGCUCCCCUCCGAGGCGACGAGGAUCCAGAAAGUCGUUCCCAAUACACAAAUUUCUCUAGGCAAAUACGGCGCUUUCCCCGCCAACCAGAUCAUUGGCCGCCCCUUCUAUCUGACCUUCGAGAUCCACGAAACCCCCGGACAAGCUGAUAGCACCUACCUCCGCAUCGUAUCGGCGGCGGAACUCCACGCGGAAUCCCUCAUCACCGAGGGCGAAGGCGACGGCGAUGAUGUGGAGGUCAAUGAAGACGGCACCCCGGUGCGGUCGAAUCGCGAAACCAUCGACGACCGAUCUACGCAAAAGUUAACGCUAGAGGAGAUUCUGGCGCUGAAGAAGGAAAGCACCGGCGCGGGAAGGGAAAUUAUUGCGAAGCUGCUCGAGUCGCAUCAGGCCUUGGAUCAGAAGACGGCAUUCUCACUGGCCAAGUAUAAGCUGCGGAAGGAGAAGAAGUACAUGAAGCGGUUCACAGUGAUUCCGUUGGAUGUCAGUCUCUUGACGAACUACAUGCUUGAGGACAAGGAUGCAGCUCGGACUAUGGAAUUGCGCGACGAGCUCAUCGGGCUGAUUGGGUGUUGGGGAAAUGUACACCAUGGUGGAAGCACCUCUUUUGACGAGACUGUUACGUCGAAACCGAAUGGUCGCUAUCUGGUUGUUGAUGAUACAGGCGGUCUGGUCGUCGCAGCUUUGGCUGAGAGAAUGGGAAUUCUUCUCUUGAAAUACUUUGGCUACGAACAAGACAGCCCGAGCGACACACAUCCCCUCUACACAAACCUCAAGACCGUCUCUUUCAUGCAGCUGCUCGACCCCAUGGCGGACAACAUCUACUCCGAGGAGCCGUCAGUAGUACCCGAAGAAGAGCUUGCUACAUACAAGGCCAGCAAGCGUAGCGCCUACCACCGCAAGCGCGGGCGUUGGAUGCGCGUCCGCAAGGUAGUCGACGAAGCUCGGGCGGGCGGCUUCGAUGGUCUCAUUAUCGCCUCUCUAAUGAGCCCGACGAGUAUCCUGAAAUAUACUGUCCCAUUGGUGGGAGGCUCGGCACCGAUUACUAUCUACUCACCCACCGUUGAACCGUUGACAGAGGUAAUGGACUUGUAUUCGACAGCGCGCAAGAACGCCUACAUCGCUCGGAAGCUACGUGUCUGGCAGGUCCUUCCUGGGCGGACACAUCCGUUGAUGUCGGGACGUGGUGGUGCAGAAGGGUACAUCUUCCAUGGCAUCCGGGUCAUCCCGACGCAGGAGAUCAUUGAGGCAGCUGGAAAUCCAGGCCGGAAGAGGAGGAAGGUGACCAAGGAGACAGAGACACCGACGCAGACGCAAACUCCGACGGAGACGCAGACAGGCAGCGGGGAUGUGGAGAUGACGUCGUGA